This is a messenger RNA of Hippocampus zosterae (dwarf seahorse), 1879 nucleotides long. Its product is annotated as secretory carrier-associated membrane protein 1-like. Gene Ontology annotation, biological process: protein transport. The transcript has 10 exons. Bases 278 to 1297 code for a protein of 339 amino acids. The record is from RefSeq and is a predicted model, not a curated record. Lineage: Eukaryota; Metazoa; Chordata; Actinopteri; Syngnathiformes; Syngnathidae. Gene Ontology annotation, cellular component: recycling endosome membrane; trans-Golgi network membrane.
CGUUUCCGCAAUUGCGAGUGUUCAUCUCUUCUCAAAAGAGUCUCUGUGAGGACCGGGUCAACAUUAGAACGUGACUGCCAGCUUUUUUUGUGAUCUUUUCAGUUCACGAAUAAUCGACUCAUAAAAACUAACAUUUCAUCGAGCGUCGCGUUGGUGGAGGCGGCACAGUCAUGUCGGAACAAGACAGUAACCCGUUCACGGAGUCGGAGCUCAGCAAUCCGUUUGAGGAGGACGGCGACGUCCGCCUCACUCGGAAUCGGAGGAGCGUGCGAGGCUGAUGCCAAGCGAGCGGGUGGGCAGGACGUUGGUGUUUGCGCUGAGUUUACGGAUGGCAACCAAGGACCCUUCGGUGACACUAGCAAGACAGACGGCAGCGGCGGGGGCAGUGGGAUUAGAAGAGUGCAAUCCCUUCACGGACUCCAAACAAGCGGACACGGGGAGCAAGCCCCCCGCGGCGGCGCCAGCCGUCCCGACGCAGCCCGCCGUCUUGAAGCACGGCGAGGAAGCUCCCGUCUCUUCGCAGCCUCGGGCUCAGGAAGCCACAGGGGGCGCAGGCGAGCUGCUUAAGAGGCAGGAAGAGCUGGAAAAGAAGGCGGCCGAGCUGGACCGGCGAGAGAGGGAGAUGCAGUCGCUCAGCGCUUCUGGAGGUAGGAGAAACAACUGGCCCCCGCUCCCGGAGAAGUUCCCGGUGGUCCCGUGUUUCUAUCAUGAUAUCACAGUGGACAUUCCCGUGGAGUACCAGAAGACGGUCAAGAUCAUGUACUACCUGUGGAUGUUCCACACGGGGACGCUGCUGGCCAACCUGGCGGGCUCGUUGGCGUGGUUCGGCGUGGACUCUUCCCGCGGCGCGGACUUGGGUCUGGCCUUCCUGUGGUUCAUGCUGUUCACGCCGUGCUCCUUCGUGUGCUGGUACCGCCCCGUCUACGGGGCCUUCAAGAGCGACAGCUCGUUCCGCUUCUUUCUCUUCUUCUUCGUGUACGUGUGCCAGCUGGGCGUGUACGUGAUGCAGAGCGUGGGCAUCCCGGGAUGGGGAGCCUGCGGCUGGAUCUCGGCGCUGAUGUGCCUCAACACCAGCGUGGCCGCGGGCGCCUUGAUGAUCCUGGUGGCGGCGCUGUUCACCGCUCUGGCCGUCAUGUCGCUGGUCAUGUUCAAGAAGGUGCACGCCAUGUACCGCACCACCGGCGCCAGCUUCCAGAAAGCCCAACAGGAGCUGGCCACGGGCGUCAUGGCCAACAAGACGGUGCAGGCGGCCGCCGCUUCCGGGGCGGCGCGGGGGGCCUUCAAGGAGCGCAUCUGAGCGGCAGGAUGGCGCCGGCGCGCUCCUCGGCGUCGGCGUGCCUCGACAUCUCGCCUCGCCACCUUUUAAAAAAAUCUUUGAAUGGCCCUGAAAACUUUGAAAAUAGCUUAACCCCCCUUUGCCAUUGCGAGCACUGCAUGGUGACCGUUUGAAGUCGAUUUCUUCCUCAACGGGGCGCUUGCACUUUAAACGUCUGCGGUCGGUGCGCCUUGACCUCACUUUGACUCAGGACGGCCCGCCGCCACUCUCAUUCGUCUUGUGAAUAUUGAGCCGACUUUUCUCGCGCUGACACGACUCGUUGGGAAGAAACGUCACUUUUUUUUCGACACUAAUUGAGAGCGCGCUUGCCUUAUACGCGACUCGCACAAAAAACAAAGACGUCAGGUCUCCACAUUUCAGCUGAUCAACAAGUGAGGAGGACCUUAAAUGGGUCUGAAUUUGGAAACAACACUCGGGAGUUUAAUUUUUUUCCCUCUUGUUUUGUUGCCGUUUGGAAUUGUGUUCAUUUCAAGAUGUCCUGAAACACUGAAAAAGUCAAAUCACACUGACAAUCAAAAUGUGCGGCUGAUUCAAAAGACAAAA